GAUGAGGAGGGAGCUUCCAUCUUCUCUCUGCUUCUUCAUCCUCUUUUAAGAGCAAUUUAGACGUAGACUUAGAUCAGAUUCAGAACCUAAUUCAUGAUUAGCUGACUGGAGUGAGAAAAGGAAGAGUCUGCAAUAGUUUUGAUGCUGUUAGGUGGAUAUGAAGUGAAAAGUGUAAUUAUCAUUUUUCCUCCUUUUUUUCUUUUUGGUUUUGUUGCAUUUUUUUUUGCACUCUCACAGGAGGCGUUUUGCUGAUGUCUUUCUCACGCGGAUGCAUUUGAGAUGAGAAGCGAAAGGCAAUUAUUCCGCUUUUAUUUCUAAACGAACACAUCAUGCCUACACGCGUGUGUGUUUUCCCGGAGAAUGGACGCGCAUGACGGGAUUACUGUAUUCUCACACUUUUCCCGACACCCAGCUCAACUAAAUAGAGUCGCCUAUAUACCGAUCGGGCUAAUUGGAUUUUAUAACAUCCACCUACUCAUCACCAAAUAACAGCAAAACUCGUGUAGGGACCGCGCCGCCAGGGCUAACUUGCACCUUUCUGUAAUGGUAAAAAGGCAGCCGCGGUUUUGGUCAGUGAAAUUUAGAAAGACUACAUCUUUAGACUAUCCCGUCCUACACCAAAUUGUCAGACAGAAACUGAGCAACUUCAGCGUUUUUUCUGUAGGAUGUCGCGCCGCAAGCAAGCUAAACCAAGAUCACUGAAAGUAGAAGACAAUGUGACAGAGGACCAGCACAGUCCCGGGCAGACUGCCAUUCCAAGCGAUCCAGAGUGCGCCCUCGAGAGGGCGGCGGAGGAUGGUGAGACCGGGCGUCUGAGGAAGAGGCUGCUCUCUCCAGAGGAAGGAGAGGAGGGAGAGGAGGAGGACGAGGAGCCUGCACUGCACAGCUGCGACAGCUGCCGGCAGGUGUUCGAGUCGCUGAGCGAUCUCACCGAACACAAGAUUAAUCAAUGCCAGCUGACAGACGGUGCUGAUCUCGAGGAUGACCCAUCCUGUUCUUGGCCAGCAUCAUCUCCCUCCAGUAAGGAUCAGACUUCUCCAGGACACUGCGAGGACUAUGAUUUUGGCGAGGACGAAGGGGGGUCCUGGCCUGCCAUACCCGUGCCAGUUCUGUGA
This is a messenger RNA of Acanthochromis polyacanthus (spiny chromis), 1115 nucleotides long. Its product is annotated as zinc finger protein 521-like. The record is from RefSeq and is a predicted model, not a curated record. The transcript is spliced from 4 exons. Bases 666 to 1115 code for a protein of 149 amino acids. NCBI's taxonomy places the organism in Eukaryota, Metazoa, Chordata, Actinopteri, Pomacentridae.